Dermacentor silvarum is the source of this 3924-nucleotide messenger RNA. Its product is annotated as lens fiber major intrinsic protein-like. The record is from RefSeq and is a predicted model, not a curated record. The coding region runs from base 464 to 1708 and encodes 414 amino acids. Gene Ontology annotation, cellular component: plasma membrane. Lineage: Eukaryota; Metazoa; Arthropoda; Arachnida; Ixodida; Ixodidae. Gene Ontology annotation, biological process: transmembrane transport. The transcript has 9 exons. Gene Ontology annotation, molecular function: water channel activity.
ACAGCCCCUCUCCAAACUCCCGAAGUGACGUCAGAACACGUGAUGCUCCUUUCUUCCUCCUCUCCCGACUUCCCCUUCUCCCUCGCGUGCCAGCGAUCGGCAGCGAGAGCACAGAACGCACCAGGCGCGCCGCGUACUCGUCGACUCCGGCACCGUCGGUGCCGUACCGCGCUCCCGCAGCGCCGAAUGUCGACCGCCCCGACGCCAGACACGCGCGCUCCGCCCGGUCGAAGGCGUGAGCAGCAGCACCCCGGCACCACCACCGUCGCCGCCGCCGCCAACGCCCGUAGCUGACUUGAACGGCCGGGCGGAGGGGAGCUGCUCCGAUGCGAUCGGUGUGAAAGUUCGCAACAGGAAACGCGUCGGAUCGAGGAUGUAGCGAGUCAGAGAGACUGGUCAGUCAGCACAAAGGCCGCGACGAACACGGGCAGAGGGAGGAGAGAGAGAGGAGGUGGACCCAGCCAUGCUGACCGCCGCCAGCCUGGAGUCCCUGCUUCUGCAGAUGCUGGACCGGCUGGACUCGCCGUCCCCAGCCGGCGGUCGCCACCGAGGACGCCAACGCGGCGGCGGGCGCUGCUCGCUUCGCGCCGAGAUCCGGACGCUUGACCUGUGGCGCGCCGUGGUGGGCGAGUGCCUGGCCACGUUCUUCUACGUGUUCCUCGUGUGCGGCGCGCACGUGUCGUGGCCCGGAUACGCCGAGCCCUCGGUGCUGGCCAUCUCGCUCGCGACUGGAGCCGCGGCGGCGGCGGUGGUGCAGUGCUACGCGCGCGUCUCCGGCGCCCACAUGAACCCGGCCGUGACGCUCGCGGCGUUCGCGACGCGCAAAGUGAGCCCGCUGCGCGCCCUGCUCUACGUGACGGCCCAGUGCGGCGGAGGCAUCGCGGGAGCGGCGCUCCUCUAUGGCGUCACACUUCCGGGACACCGGAGUUCUCUGGGAAGCAGUCGUCCCCACGAGGCACUGGGAGCCUGGCAGGCGUUCGGCGUCGAGUUCGUGCUCAGCUUCCUCCUCGCGUCCACGGUGUUCGCGACAAGGGACCCCCACCGAUGCCACCUGUCCACGGGAGGCGCGGACGCCCUGGUCGUCGGGUUCGCCUACCUCACCUGCACCCUGGCCGGGCUACCGGCUUCAGGAGCUUCACUGAACCCUGCUCGUUCUCUCGGUCCUGCAUUUGUCAUGAACAAAUGGAAAAACCAUUGGGUGUACUGGUUCGGGCCCGUGGCCGGAGGCCUGUUGGCCGGUCUCAUCUACGAGUAUAUCUUCGACACGAAGAGAUCAAGCCGGGAUGUGGGAAGGCGAAGCGUCGAAGACGCCGACAAAGAGUACCGGCUGGAGGACGACUACGAGGACCCAUCCAGUGCAAAGAGCGCAAAGUACGCGACCGUCUCGCAGAGCCUAAACGGAGGAGUGGCCUCUGGGAGCACAGCACGGCAUGCUCGCGCAGCGAAGGCCGUCCGCCAGCAACAACAACAGCAGCAGCAGCAGCAGCAGUACGAGGCCGGCUGCUUCGGCCGGCCCGCCGCGAACACCUACUCGCCCACGCCGUCCCUGGCCUUCCCGUCUUCCACCGAGGCGGCCUACGCGAGCACGCUCGCAGCCGCAAACUGCACUGCACAGAUCUACGACCUGGAGAUGCCUUCCGGUCACUUUCGGCGCGCCUGGAGUACAGACAAGGACCUCGACCUUCAGGACUCCAAGUUGUAUAUAUAAUGUACAGUGCCAGCGCGAUGUAUUGGAGCGGAUAAGAUGCCUGUUGUUCCAAAGAAAACCCCGACGAAGACGUAGGAAGUGCAUGAUCCGCGAACGUUCUCAUGAACAACGAACCAGUUUAUUUCACGGGGUACAGCGUGAAGCCAUCACCGGGGAUGAUGAGCCGCAUCGAAGGCCUUCGUUAGUCAAAGGAAGCAGUUCUUCACUCAGGACACUACGUGGCUCCAAUACAAUGUUUAGAGGUUUUUGUUUUUGGUGUGCUCUCCAGUUGAAGAAAGGAUCGUUCCACGGGAUCCAGUGAACGCACGCGAUGAAUGCAAAGCCCAAGCUUUUCACUGAGGUCAUCUGCAAGACGACCAGAAGGCUUACGCUCCCGUCGUAUCGUUUUCGAUUCCUCGGCCCCUCGACGAAUAGUGUGCGCUGUGCGGCAAAGUGUAUAACUGGAAGACUUAGUGAGUGAAGUGCACAGAGUACAUGGGAAGUGACUCGACGCCUCCCCUUUGACAUCAGUGUGCUGUUUACAGUGUAUCAUCGACGUAUUGUAUCAAGAACGCGAUGUCGUGUCACCGCGCCCGGAGACAGAGGCGAAAAUAUGAGUUGCUCACGUGGCUUCCGACGCUAUACCGCUGUGUUUACGAACUAUUUCCUCCGAGCUGUCAAUCAGACUACCAGUGCGACGUCAGCUCCGAACAAGCGUGGUAUCAAUACUCAGUGACAGUCUAAAAAAUUUGGUGCUCAAGCUUUGCCCACAGAACCGCAGGGCACCUGACCCGUGUGCACACGCGCUUCGAAGCCAUAGUUAACUUGAUUGAUGGAUUUUAUUGGCUCAAAGGCCACAUUCACAAAUUUCAAAGAGCACCAGAGUCAUGAUGUCGAAGCCUAGUUCUCGAGAGAGAUCCUAAUACCGAAUGAAGUUCACCUCCCCGCUGUGACGUCAUUGAAAUGAGCGAACGUAAUUGGCUGGCGCAUCUACACAAUUUCUCUAAGCUGGACAGAUUCCUAGGCUGUCACCGAAUAUAGAUUUACUACAUUAUGCAAACGUGCGUGACACAUGCACAUAUUGUCCAACUGGAACCCUGUAAUAUCAGAAACGUAACACUUUGUUGGGACAUGUGCACGCAUUUCUUUUUAAUAUUUUUUUUAUAAAUGCAACAUUUAGGUUUCAUUUGAAGCCUAAUUCGAAUUACUGAGUGCACAUGCCGAACCGUCACUGACACACAUAUCCAUUUACGUCCACGCAAUAGAUGUGGCCACGUUAAUGGUAUAGUUAAGAUCUGUUUGAAAAGAAGCAAGUGCGGUUGCUUUAUACUUUACAGCGUUCUCUGGCUAGCGUUCCUCGAGUCGCGCCCAUCAGGAUUCGAAUUUAUCGUUUUCGUGACACGUGCUACGCCAUUCAACGCCGAACUUGAAGCGGCGCUCAGAGACCUCGGAUGUCCCACCCCCGUGAACGUUAGCUCAACGCCCACCGUACCCGACCGUUAUCCAGACUACGCACGAAACUUUUGUGGGACUGCGUGAAAUGCAGCGAAAAGAGCCGAAACCCUACCCUGUACCCAUCACUGGUAACCUCAAUUCAGUGCAAUACAGAGACUUGCCUACAGACUCACCUGUGCUUCAGGCGUUCAUAACCACCUGCAGCGUUCAACCUUGGUGUUCAACUGUUUCAUCAUGCAGCUGUGCUGGUUUUGCACUGUAAUCUCAUUGAGAAAAGCCAACAUUUUUACCCUUGUGACGGCCAUUUUUUUACCUUUCUUUUAGUCUCAUUUGUUUUUGUUUUUUUCUAUAUUUGUUUUACUUUAAAAACAGAACAUACCUCGCCCAAGUUGUUGUUAACUUAUUCACUGCUAGACGCCUCCACAACAGUUGGUGACACCUUUCAGCCUAACACUGGAUGAAUAGGUGUGUGGGGAGUCGCUACUGUUCUCUUCUUUUUUUAAUUCGCGGAGGUAACACUCCAUACAAUAGUAGAAAACCACAGUGCAGCCGAGAGUGAGUAAGAACUGACUUUUCAUUAAUAAAUUGGCUCUAGUUCCAAACGGCGUCUAUAUUGUUUUUCUGAAGAUGCAUUGUUCGUCUUUGCUUCCCUUUCUUUAUUUUUUCUUUUAACGCAAUGCGUCAUUGUAUAUGACCAAUAUGCUGAAAAAGUCAAACAAGGAAGCAUUCAGCGCAUCUCUGCACCGAUGAAAAUUCAUGGAAGCGCGCCCACUGCUUGUAAU